AUGACGGAUCAUGCUAAUGUUAGCCCUCACCAUAUUAAAUAUGUAACACUUUCUAAGAUAUCUGUUGAGGACGAUCUCAUCAUCGUUGCUCGCGAUUCAAACGGCGUAUACUUUGUUAUGCAUGGUGAAAAUAAAGUAAUUUAUGAGAUUGAUUCGUUUGGGAAUGUUAUAAGUAAGAAGCCGGCAACCGCUUAUAUCAUCCAUAGAACGGCCCUCCAAAACUGUUUUAGAAUUCUCGAUAUAAAAUAUAAAAGGGAUGAGGUCUCAAAAAUUGCCAGAAACGUUUGGGAAGACCUUAAAAAGAAUGAUCCCGGAUUGGUCAACCGAAUCAAAGAAGCUUAUAAAAUGGCCAUGGAAAGACACAAGAGAGUGCAUUUGGAGAUAUGUCCUUAUGUAGUUCAGGAUAGAACAAAAAGAAGAAAUACUUCUAAAACUACAUGGACCCCCAAUUUAAAUGGAAAAGAUGAACAUGAAUUGAUCCUUAAAAUAUUUAUUUAA
Acaulospora morrowiae is the source of this 498-nucleotide messenger RNA. The record is from the annotation of a GenBank genome assembly. NCBI's taxonomy places the organism in Eukaryota, Fungi, Glomeromycota, Glomeromycetes, Diversisporales, Acaulosporaceae.